AUGGCAAGCUCUACCAUUCAAACUGUCUGGCAAUUUCAGACCCUAGAGUCUGCUGAGCGCUUCACCUCUUCGGAUAAUGUGUCAGCGCAACUUUGCCUACAGAACUAUGUCUCUAAUGAAUUCGAUACGUCAUUGCCAGCAGAUUUUGUUGAUUCCAUAAAUCCCAAGACAGGCAAAUCUUUUGCUAGGGUGCCCAUCAGUUCCGCCGCCCAGGUUGACGACGCGCUGCAGGCUGCUACAGAUGCUUUCAAAACAUGGUCCAAGACGACAGCAGCCUUCAGGUCCAGCCUGCUCCAGCGUGUGGCGUUCUUGAUAGAAGAAAAUAAAGAGCUGCUUGCAGUUUGGGAAAGCAUAGAUCAGGGCAAAACUGUGGCCAGAGCGAGAGUCGAAGUAGAUCGGGCUGCGACAAACUUCAGAUAUUUCGCGACUUUUAUUCUGCACCAAGAGAACGCCGUAAGGAUGAUUGAUGGAGUGGCGCUCACCUACGAGCAUCGCUCACCUACUGGCGUGUUUGCGCUCAUCUCUCCGUGGAAUAUGCCUCUGUACUUGCUGACCUGGAAGAUUGCGCCGUGUCUUGCCUUUGGAUGCACAGCAGUCGCGAAGCCUUCAGAGUUCACCUCCAUGUCUGCAUUCUUGCUCUGCGAGAUAUUUCGGCUGGCAGAGAUUCCACCUGGUGUUAUCAACAUAGUCUUCGGUGACGGUGCUACUACAGGCUCUCGACUUGUACAGAGCCCGCUCGUCAAGGGCGUCUCUUUCACGGGAAGUACAGCAACAGGGAUCAAGAUCCGCAGAGAUACGGCGGACCAAAUCUACAAGCACAUCUCCCUCGAGUUGGGUGGCAAGAACCCAACCUUGGUCUUCGACGAUGUGGAUCUCGAUAAGGCCGUGCAAACAGCUGCUACAGCAGCAUUCGAAAAUCAAGGAGAGAUCUGCUUAUGCGGUUCUCGCAUCUACGUCCAAUCCCGUAUCUACGAUGCAUUUGUUGCUUCACUCAAAGCAUACGUCGAGGAAAAUUACAGAUGUGGCGAUCGUACUGGCGCUGUAGCCUCGUUACAACAUUAUCGCAAGAUAGUAUCGUAUCUUGCACUGGCGAAAGAGGAGAAUGCCACUUUCAUCACAGGCUCUGUGCCGCCACUCGAGCCCAGCAACGGCUACUGGAUAGAGCCAGUAGUCUUGACCGACGUCAGUACAUCCUCGCGAAUCAUGCAAGAAGAAAUAUUCGGCCCCGUCGUCACAAUCGCCAGGUUCGAAACCGAAGAAGAGUGUGUCCAGCUGGCGAAUGAUAGCGCGUAUGGGCUUGCUGCCAUUCUUUUGACCAAGGACGGUGCACGGAUGAGACGCGUGGGUGAGCAACUUGACGCGGGGCUUGUUUGGGUCAAUUGUUGGUUGGUCAGGGAGCUCAGUACACCUUUUGGUGGGAUGAAAAACUCUGGCACGGGGCGAGAAGGAGGAAACUACAGUCGAGAUGUCUUUACUGUCGUGAGGACUCUUCAUCUACCAAUGUAG
Molecule: messenger RNA, 1506 nt
Organism: Fusarium odoratissimum NRRL 54006
Lineage: Eukaryota; Fungi; Ascomycota; Sordariomycetes; Hypocreales; Nectriaceae
Product: NAD-dependent aldehyde dehydrogenase
Exons: 3
Coding region: 1-1506 (501 amino acids)
Molecular function (GO): oxidoreductase activity, acting on the aldehyde or oxo group of donors, NAD or NADP as acceptor
Source: RefSeq, a predicted model, not a curated record